CAGGAGGAACUGGACGCAGGAGAUCGAACCCCUCAUAGCAAUGAAUCAUCCACCAGCGAUCCGAAAACAACUACAGGAGUAAUACCUGCUACAAAGCUUUCAGUGAUUUCCCCACAUGUUGUCAUGGACAGUGUGCCAAUGGCCAGUUUUCUAAUGGGUGAAUUGUCUUUUGUUAAGGCGGAUUUCGAUGCUGCUGGAAAACAUUUUGAGAAAGUUUUGCAAAAGUCGCCCACGGACUACCAGACCAUUGCCAAAGCUAUCGAAGCAUUUCGACGAGCGGGAAAAUUGGAGCAAUCAUCCAAACUGUUGGAGAAUGCAAAACAAACUGAUCCCAAAAGUGACUCGUCUGCGGGGUACAAUUAUUGUCAAGGCUUGUGUUACUGGGCCACAGGAGAGCAUAAUCUCGCACUGCGACAUCUUAACCGAUGUCGGUCAGAUAAAACCUUUGCAGAGGACGCUGUACACCUUAUGGCAGAUGUGUAUCUGACUUCGGAAUGUCAGCUGACUUACGUGGAAACAAACAAUCACAGUGCCCACAGUUUGAUAUCCAGCAACGCCGCGACUCCAUACUCCGACACGAUGCAUAGGCAUAUCGCCGGCGACGGCUUCUCUGACUCCAAGCAUGAUGACAAUACCGGAUAUGAGACUGUGAGCAAAUUACUGAAGAGCUUACCAGUGGUAAAGAAGGAGAAAAGACAUCAAUAUCUGUGUAUUUUGGCACCGUUGUUAACCGGUUCCAAGGCUAAAAUCGAGACAUCGUUGGAAUCGUUUGCACAAAUGGCCCAUGAUGAACCGGACAGUAGUGCAGUUGUCUACGGAGCGGCUGCUUGCUAUAUAGCGCUACGACAAACUCAAAAGGCACGCAACCAACUCAAACGCCUAGCCAAGGUCCCAUGGACAGCGCAAGUAAGUCGACUGGCAGGCUCACCCGUUCCUCGUUAUUUUAUUCCUCUCAAAUGUGUUUUCCGCGGUUCAGUGGUUGUAGAGGCUACCCUGUCCUCUGCACGAUAG
Messenger RNA from Dicrocoelium dendriticum, 1011 nucleotides. Lineage: Eukaryota; Metazoa; Platyhelminthes; Trematoda; Plagiorchiida; Dicrocoeliidae. The record is from the annotation of a GenBank genome assembly.